CAAGUGUCUGAGAAAUGUCAUGAGACAGGAUGAACCGUAUACUAAGGCUUGAUGUUUUGUGUGCAUUCCGCAACGGGAAUGAUCAGUAUGUUAUAAACAACUAUUUAUGAUACAUUUCUCGUUACCAUCUUCUUGAACCCGUGAUGAAAGAGAUGGUCAGUCUUUUGCGGAAGCCAACAAAUCCAAUUUCAUCCUCGUCUGUGGAAGUCUCGCAUAGAUUCCAUAGGUUUUGGAUGGUGCUGACCGUUAACUAAUCUUUAUGUGCAUGGUUACGUGACCUUCCUCGUUUACCUUAGGUGAUAUGUGUUACACAGAUGUCAAAUAACUUCGUUCCGGUAUUACUACGAAGCUAGUCGUCCAAGUCGUCGAUCUGGCCGACCUCUCUGCUUUCUUGCCAGUAUUCAUGGUGUUUACACUGGAAUGAUUCCGUUCAGGAGGACACAGGCUGACGCUAGGAAGGUGACAUGACAUGUCUCGUUGUUGGCGUCCUCUGUGCCUGACACUCGAUAUAUUCCCCCUACCAAAAUAUGAACUGCCAAGACCGGACCAUAGCCACUGCAUCUGAUAUGGUCUUCACCAUUACAUAGCAAGCCCUCUCUCUCUCUCUCUCUCUCUCUCUUGCAUCCAACAUAGGAUAGUAGCAAACAAGCAGUCUUGCCUCGCGCAAUCGCCAAGAUGAAGGGGGGGAACACACCGCAUGCCGAAGCCGCAGCGCUGUCGCCAUGUGGCCGUCGCGCGGCGAUCCAAGACAUCAGUCGAGCGCAUGAACUCACGAGCCAACUGCAAGCUGUUCUCCUGCACUUGCCUGCUGGUAGCUGGUCGCAGCUGGGACAAGACAUGGCGAAGCAGAUACUGCAGCUCACCACCUCCGCUCUCUCCACCCUCCAAUUCUGCGGCUGUGGGGCAUCCGACGACGGCGGAACUGGCAAUUGUUCCGGCGAACUGAGCAAGAGCUCGGAGGGAAGGGAUGGGCCUCAUGGCCGUCGGACAAGGAGGAAGAACAAAACAUCGACCAAGGUUAAGACGACUGUGCCCUAUGAGGAUGGCUAUCAAUGGAGGAAGUAUGGGCAGAAAACUAUCAACGAUGCAAUGUAUCCGAGGUGCUACUACAAGUGCACUUACAGGGACGACCAAGGAUGCCCGGCGACGAAGACAGUGCAGCAACAGGAUAGCUAUGCCGACCCACCCACUUUCAUGGUGGAGUACAGCAUGAAACACACCUGCAAAACCCCCCAGACCAUCUUCCCCGUACUGAUGGUGGAAUCCUCUCCACAGAAAGCCUCCCUCCAUGGCAGCGAUUCCACCGGGUCAUCGGACUUGCAGGACCUGCACCUUUCUCCUCCCUCGUCGGUCGUCACCCAUAGCGAGAGCCACGACAAGUGCUCGUCAAGCAAUGAACAAGAACAGCCAUGUCAACACGAAGGCUUGAUCACAGUAAACACGCUUGACGAAUUGGAUAUGGAGUCGAUGGAUCUGUUCAUGAGAAACUUUGAUGGAUGGUUCUACGUUGAAUGAGGCCAGUCAACUUUAGACUUCCUACAUAUAUAUAUAUAUAUAU
Molecule: messenger RNA, 1558 nt
Organism: Musa acuminata subsp. malaccensis (wild Malaysian banana)
Lineage: Eukaryota; Viridiplantae; Streptophyta; Magnoliopsida; Zingiberales; Musaceae
Product: probable WRKY transcription factor 70
Biological process (GO): regulation of DNA-templated transcription
Molecular function (GO): DNA-binding transcription factor activity; sequence-specific DNA binding
Source: RefSeq, a predicted model, not a curated record